Armigeres subalbatus is the source of this 1167-nucleotide messenger RNA. RefSeq lists its product as uncharacterized. Lineage: Eukaryota; Metazoa; Arthropoda; Insecta; Diptera; Culicidae. The record is from RefSeq and is a predicted model, not a curated record. Bases 1 to 1167 code for a protein of 388 amino acids. Gene Ontology annotation, molecular function: nucleic acid binding. Gene Ontology annotation, biological process: DNA integration. The transcript has 2 exons.
AUGGUGUUUUGGACGGAUUCCAGAACAGCCCUGGCCUGGAUCAUGGCUGACCCUAGGAGCUACCGACAAUUCGUGUCCUUCAGAGUAGGAGAGAUUCUGGAGCACACCACGGCAAGCGAAUGGCGAUGGGUGCCAUCAAAGUCAAACCCAGCAGAUGAAGCGACUAAAUGGGGCAGCGGUCCGUACUUCGACCCAAACAGUAAGUGGUUCCAUGGUCCGGACUUCCUGCGCCUACCGGAGGAAGAGUGGCCUCAUCCAAAAGAGCCGGUGAUGGUUACUACCGAGGAGAUGCGGGCAUCGAUUCUGCACCACUGUUCAUUCGAGCCGGUGAUUGACUUCGACCGAUUCUCUUCUUGGGAUCGGCUACUACGAGCAACCGCAUUCGCUCUCCGAUUCGUACGCAAUACGACCAAGAUGCACCCGAAAUACACAGGACAACUUCAGCAGUCUGAACUUCGAGCAGCAGAAACUACGAUAUGCAAGCUAGUGCAGUACGACUCCUACCCUGAUGAGAUCGCUGCACUGUCCAACAAGGUACCGAACGAAACCGGGCAGGAGGCUAUCGGGAAACACAGCUCCAUCUACCGAUUAAUGCCGAUUAUGGACGACAACGGGUUGCUACGUGAACGUGGCCGGAUCGGAGCAGCUGCAGACAUCGGCUACAACGUGUGUCAUCCAAUUAUACUGCCGAGAAAUCAUCAUAUCACGGAACUUCUCGUUCGUCGAUACCAUGAGCGAUACCGUCAUGGAAAUACAGAAACGGUGGUUAACGAGAUCCGCCAGCUGUACAGCAUUUCAAGACUGCGGGUGGACUAUUUCGGGCCGCUGCUGGUCAAGCUGGGAAGAUCAAACGUCAAACGCUGGGUCGCAUUGUUCACCUGUUUAACAGUACGUGCCGUCCAUCUCGAAGUCGCGUACACACUGUCAACCGAAUCCUGUAUUUCCUGCGUCCGCCGAUUCGUGGGUCGCCGAGGCCCACCCGCCGAAUUCUUCAGUGACAACGGAACAAACUUCCAAGGCGCUGACCGAGUGCUGCGACAUCAGAUUAGCCAGGGACUGUCCGACACCUUCACUAGUACCAAUACUAAAUGGAACUUCAUUCCGCCAGGAGCACCGCACAUGGGAGGAGCAUGGGAACGCCUGGUGAAGUCAGUAAAACCGCCAUGA